Messenger RNA from Microthlaspi erraticum, 750 nucleotides. NCBI's taxonomy places the organism in Eukaryota, Viridiplantae, Streptophyta, Magnoliopsida, Brassicales, Brassicaceae. The record is from the annotation of a GenBank genome assembly.
AUGACCAAGACUGUUGAUGAAGCUAAGGUUCUUAUUGAGAAUCUUGCAGCUAGUGAUUGUAACAAUUGUCCUGAUUAUGACCGCUCAAGCCGCACCACUACUAGCUCCCCUGAUUCUUUUCAAAUGACUGAACUCAAGAACAUGAUGGCUCAAGUUCUUAAGGGACAGCUCAAGCAUAUCAAUGCAAUAGAAGGGAUGAGUGAUGCUAAUGAAGACCCAUCAAGAGAAUGCAUGGGAGAUUUCUCUAAUGAAGCCAAUGAAGAAGAUGUGAACUACAUUGGAAACUAUGGGAACAAGGGAUACAAUCCAAGCUAUCGCCCAAACCCCAACAUGUCUUAUAGAAACCCCAAUGUGGAGAAUCCUCAAGACCAAGUGUAUCCUCCAAGGUAUCCACAACAACAAAGACCUCCUUACCAAUCUCAAGGAAGUCAAUUUCAGCCAAGGCAAGGUAUGAUGAGCAGAACAUCAUAUCCGCCCAAGGAGCCAUAUGCUUCUUCACCAAAUCAAGCUCCUCCAAACCAACAAGGUGGAAGAUUUGAAGGAAUCCUCCAACAGAUCAUGGAUGGCCAGAAAAGAGAAUACAAAGAGAUGUAUGAGAAGAUGGACACUUUGUUCAGCAAUCUCAACACCAAGUAUGAUGCUGUUGCCACUCAUGUGAAGAAACUAGAGACUCAAGUCACCAAACUAUGGAAGCUGUUAAGAGACAGGAAGCUGAAUCCAAGAAGUCCUUUUGCAACUCAGCCGCCAUAG